AUGAUCACAAACGGUAUUUAUUGGAGCAAACAAUUGGAAAGUCAGACACCGAUUGGUUUUAAUGCCAUCGAUGAUAGUCGAUGGUCACAUCUGGUCAAUACAUCACAUGUUGUCAAAAUGGUUAAGGGAUGCGGUCGUGUCCACAACAGACUCGUCACCUUCAGUACUGGUCAUAUGUCUUGUGUUAGGUCUCGACAAAACAACGAUCAAAUACAAGGAGAUAUAUUUAGUUUCUAUUUGAGCCGAUUGUUGGCCAUCACAAAUCUACCGCCGGCUACGGUAGCUUUGGUCAAAACAAAAGAUUCUUCUUAUGAUAAUCAAUGGCAAAAUGUGAGAACUGAAUUACAGUCAUAUAAUUGGGACAAAAAACCUGUUGUAUUGACACAAUAUGUCAACGAUUUAGUGCCCGCUUAUAUACCUCAACAGUUAACCACUGAUAAUAGACGGUUACAUCCCGUAGCCGAAGAUAUCGGUGGCUUAAAUGUGUCUCAAUUGACAGAAUUGGUUCAAUGGAGUGAUCUAAUUGUGUUCGACUAUUUGACGGCUAAUAUGGACCGUUUAAUCAAUAAUAUGGUUAACCAUCAAUGGGAUCAACAGAUAAUGCAAAAGCCGGUACACAAUCUGCUAAAAGUGAAAAAUAGCGGACUUUUGUUGUUUAUAGACAAUGAAUCGGGUCUUUUGCACGGCUAUCGACUCAUCAAUAAGUAUGAGCGACAGCACCGGUCGGUGUUAAGUGCUUUGUGUAUAUUUCCUAUUCAAGAGAAACAUUUUAGACAGAAAUGUCUUCUCUGUUCUACCAUUUCUUCCGGAGAAGAGCUUCAAAAUAUUGUUUGA
Oppia nitens is the source of this 834-nucleotide messenger RNA. It is a transcript of the gene fj, whose product is annotated as four-jointed box protein 1-like. The transcript has 2 exons. Lineage: Eukaryota; Metazoa; Arthropoda; Arachnida; Sarcoptiformes; Oppiidae. Gene Ontology annotation, biological process: cell-cell signaling. Bases 1 to 834 code for a protein of 277 amino acids. The record is from RefSeq and is a predicted model, not a curated record.